Molecule: messenger RNA, 1209 nt
Organism: Cyanidioschyzon merolae strain 10D
Lineage: Eukaryota; Rhodophyta; Bangiophyceae; Cyanidiales; Cyanidiaceae
Exons: 1
Coding region: 1-1209 (402 amino acids)
Source: RefSeq, a predicted model, not a curated record
AUGCAAGUUCGGUUGCGAUUUCUGGUACCACGGCCAGUCGCCAGCUGCGAAGGUGGGGACGUAAGCGUGCUACUCCAGCGGAGUGAGCGUGCUUCACCAGACGAGCAGCCGCAGACUUGUGUGCGAGCAGCUGACGCCUCAGAGGGUGCGCUCACAGCUGAGACGCUCUGGGGCUACCCGCACCAUGGGCGGCUUUCCUACUGCUAUGGUUACCAGGAUCGCCAGAGUUGCCGCCUUGAGCGAACUGUACCCGUGCGGUGGCUGGUUGCCGUGCUCGGAGAUAACACUGAGCCCCACGCAGCUCCGCAAGUACCUGUAUACAGUUUCGACGAUACGAUCGUACGUGUUCGCUUCGCUUUGAAGGUUCAUACAGCUUUUGGACGCUUCGUAGUGGUAAAGUGCUGCGAGAGUGUCUGCGUCUUGCAGUGGUCCGCAACCGAUAUCUGGCGUGGCGAAAUGACUAUUGACAGCUCAGAGGUACUGUGGGGCGACGAUCUUGCUUAUCAAUGGGCGGACCUUCCCGAGGCCGAAGCGAUGACGGUCACCGCGGCGGACGCGUGCUGGAGCCGGAGCACCAUGCAGCUCCUGAAACUUGAAUCCAACACCGCCGUUCGAGAGCGCCCUGAGGAGCCCUGCAGGAGCGCACCAGACGAUGCCAUACCAGAGCCGCCAAUCAGUCUCUCUCUGACUCCAGGUGUGCCCGUGACGCCGUGGCCUCAAUAUGUUAAAAAUGUAGGCGACCUGCGCAUCGAACGUCUCUACACUUCCUGGUUGCAACUGAGGAUCGCCCCAGCAAACAAUUCAAAUGGCGAAGGCGACGCUUCACUUGAUAGCGAACUCCAUGGUCUGGUGAGCGAAGAGGAAUGGAGGGCUUUGAGUCGUUUUGGACAGCGCCUCUCGCCUACUUCAGCAUGGAGCCAGGAGCCGAUGAUGACGAUUCCACGCGAAAAAAUCGAUGAAAAUACCCGUUUAAUGGACGAACCGUCCUUCAGUAUCGGGCAGCCUCCGAAAGCAUCGAAAAAGAACCAAGCCGCAGAAUCGCCUUCGGGGCCACAACCGCAUCAGCAACAACGCCCGCGUCGAUGGCGUCUCCUGCUUUUCUGUCUGCUCUGGUCGUGGGCGGCGGUGGGAGCGUUAUACGCUUACAGGCAGAACUUUGCUCCAACUGAAAGGUUCGCUGGAAAGCGCCACUCGCUAAAGCGGCAAUGA